AUGGGUAUUGAAGACCAAGCGACUGUCGAGGAGCCGACGGAGCCUCCUUUAUGUGGCCAAACGAAUGCUCCAAACAAACACUUGCCUGCUGCCACUAAGCAGGAGGACCGACGACAACAUCAUCGUCUCCAAAGCGACACCUCUCGCUCCCUGGUCGACAAUCGACACCCAAAGCCAAACCCAGAUCUAGUCAAUCCCGACGACGAAUGGACCGCCCGCGCCCACAUCCUACAGGUCGCCCAGCUUGCUGAACGCGCCCGCACCGACCUCGAAGAUGGACUCGCUCAGGCCGAGGCGGCUCGACGCCUGGAGCAGGAUGGGCCUAACAAGGUUGAGGGAGCUCAAGGGCUUUCCGUGUGGAAGAUUUUCAUGAGGCAGAUCUCCAAUAGUCUGACCAUUGUCCUACUCAUCACCAUGGUGCUCUCAUUUGCCAUCGACGACUACAUCGAAGGCGGUGUGAUUUGUGCUGUCAUCGUGCUCAACAUCGUUGUCGGACUCAUCCAAGACUAUCGCGCUGAACAGACCAUCAUGUCCCUCUAUGCCCUCUCGGCUCCCACCUGCAAGGUCAUCCGCGACGGACAGCUCGACACCAUCAAGGCCGAGGAGCUCGUCGUCGGUGACCUCGUCUCCCUCAACGUCGGUGACAUCGUGCCCGCGGAUCUGCGCCUCGUAAACGGCCUCAAUCUCUCCACCGACGAGGCGCUCUUGACUGGAGAGUCCCUACCCGUGAGCAAGCACCCUGAACGAACCCUUGACCGUGCCGAUGUGCCCCUCGGCGACCGCAACAACAUGGUCUACUCUGCUAGCACGGUCACUCGUGGCCGCGGCACUGGUAUUGUCACCGCCACCGCCAUGGCCACCGAGGUUGGCAAGAUUGCUCAGCUCCUCCGCUCCACCUCCGGCAAGUCCAGUGACCAGACUCCCCUCGGCCUGCUCUUCUCUCGCCUCAAACAGGCCGUCAAGAGCAUCCUGGGUCUGGACGGCACGCCUUUGCAGACCAAGCUGAGCAAAUUCGCUCUGCUGCUCUUCGGCCUGGCCAUCCUUCUCGCCGUUAUUGUCUUCUCCGUUAGUAAAUGGGAUAUCGACGACGAAGUCCUUAUCUACGGUAUCUGCGUCGGUGUCGCCGUCAUCCCGGAGUCUCUGAUCGCUGUCCUGACCAUCACCAUGGCCGUCGGCACCAAAGCCAUGGCCAGCGGCAACGUCAUUGUCCGCAAGCUCUCGGCUCUCGAGGCCGUCGGCGGAGUGACCAACAUCUGCUCCGACAAGACUGGCACGUUGACCCAGGGCAAGAUGAUCACUCGAAAGGUCUGGCUCCGCGACGGCUCGCUCGCGGUCGUCGAAGGCAGCACCAACCCGGUUGAUCCUGGCAGCGGCAGCGUCGUCUGGGCGAGCAAAGACCGCAACGACGAGAAGAAGGCCAGCAUGGAUGGCAUCCAUCCCAAGGCCGCGCUGUCGUCCCUUGCCGAGAGCUUCCUCCAUUGUAUCUCCCUGUGUAACAACGCGACGGUAUCAGACGGCAAGCCCUCUGCAUCCGAUCUCGACCUUGUCGAGACAUCGACUACCUCGACCGUCCCCACCCCGGAAUGGACCGCCGUCGGUGAGCCCACCGAGAUUGCCCUCGAAGUCUUCGCCAUGCGCUUCAACAUGGGCAAGCAGGCUGUCACGAUCUCGGAGGGCACCCGACUCCUCGCUGAAUUCCCCUUCGACUCGUCUUGCAAGCGCAUGUCGGUCGUCUACGGCAAGCCCGGGGCCUCCGCCGCCACCGUCUUCACCAAGGGUGCCGUCGAGGUUGUCCUCCCUUUGCUCGACGCGUCCGAGGCCGACAAAGCCAUGUGCGCUGCCCAGGCCGAGGUUCUCGCCGCCGAAGGUCUUCGUGUGCUCUGCAUCGCAUCCAAGACCGUGCCUCUGACGCAGACGUUGACGGAGAAGCGCGAAGCGGCCGAGUCGAAGCUCACUCUUCUCGGUCUGGCCGGCCUCUACGACCCUCCCCGUAUCGAGACGGCCGACGCCGUGCGCAAGUGCCAGAGAGCCGGCAUCCAAGUCCACAUGCUGACUGGCGACCACAUCAAGACGGCCACGGCGAUCGCUCAUGAGGUCGGCAUCCUGAACCGCGACAUGUCGACCGCCGAGGCCGCCGUUGCCAUUAUGCCCGCCUCCGCCUUUGACAUCCUGUCCGACGCCGACAUUGACUCGAUGGAACGUCUACCGCUGGUCAUUGCUCGCUGCAGCCCCUCCACCAAGGUCCGCGUCGUCGAGGCCAUGCACCGCCGCGGCGCCUUCUGCGUCAUGACGGGCGAUGGUGUCAAUGACUCCCCCGCGCUGAAGAAGUCGGAUGUCGGUAUCGCAAUGGGUCUCGGCGGCAGCGAUGUCGCCAAGGAGGCUGCCGAUAUGGUCCUUACUGAUGACAACUUUGCUUCCAUCGUCAAGGCUGUCGAGGAAGGGAGACGCUUGUUCGACAAUAUCCAGAAGGUGAGUGAACACGCCGUGAAUGGUUCCAUCUACCAGUUCAUCGCUAACACAAAUAUCCCACAGUUCCUUCUCCAUCUGCUCGUCUCCAACAUCGCCCAGGUCGUCCUCCUGCUCAUCGGCCUCGCCUUCAAGGACACGGAGAACGACUCCGCCUUCCCCCUGUCCCCGCUCGAGAUCCUCUGGGUCAACCUGAUCACCUCGUCCUUCCUCGCCCUCGGCCUGGGCCUCGAGGAGGCCCAGCCGGACAUCAUGCUCCGCCCGCCGCACGACCUGCGCGUCGGCGUCUUCACGCGCGAGAUCAUCAUGGACAAGAUGGCCUACGGCUUCUUCAUGGGCGCCCUGUGCCUCGCGUCCUUCACCUCGGUCGCGUACGGCGUCGGGCCCCGGUCCUUUCGCAGCGGCUCGCUCGCGGGCAACCUCGGCGGCGGGUGCAACUCUGGCUGGAACGGGAGCUGCGACGCCGUGUUCCGCGCGCGCGCCACGACGUACGCGACGCUGAGCUUCCUGCUGCUCGCCACGGCGUGGGAGGUCAAGCACCUGACCCGCUCGCUGUUCAACAUGCACCCGGAGAUCUACAAGGGCCCCUUCUCCGUGUUCCGCACCGUCUGGCGCAACCGCUUCCUCUUCUGGGCCGUGGCCGCCGGCUUCGUCAUCACCUUCCCCGUCGUCUACCUCCCCGUCGUCAACAGGGCCGUUUUCAAGCACGAGAGCAUCACCUGGGAGUGGGGCGUCGUGGUCGGGUGUCUGGUGGUGUACAUUGCGCUCAUCGAGAUCUGGAAGGCUGGGAAGAGGAGGUUUGGUGUCGGUAGGGUUGCGAAGGUUGAGGCUGAUGUGUAA
This is a messenger RNA of Thyridium curvatum, 3306 nucleotides long. RefSeq lists its product as uncharacterized. Gene Ontology annotation, biological process: intracellular calcium ion homeostasis; calcium ion transmembrane transport. Gene Ontology annotation, cellular component: plasma membrane. The record is from RefSeq and is a predicted model, not a curated record. Lineage: Eukaryota; Fungi; Ascomycota; Sordariomycetes; Thyridiales; Thyridiaceae. The transcript is spliced from 2 exons. Gene Ontology annotation, molecular function: P-type calcium transporter activity; ATP hydrolysis activity; ATP binding. Bases 1 to 3306 code for a protein of 1101 amino acids.